AUGCACCUGCAGCACUGCACUUCACCAUCGGCCAGAAAUGCGGCCAGCGACUUUCCUGACGACUUGCUCGCCGAGCACCACCCCGCUCCGUCCUCCGGCGCCGCCCCAGGGAACCACCCGGCUCUAACAAAACUCCCCGCCGAGCUGACCGGCGACGAAGACGCGAGGACUGAGCUCGCGCCGGCGCGCGACGGCACCGCCACCACCGCGUCCGACGCGCCACGCGCUUUGGAUGGGAGCCACGCGGAGAAGCGACACGUGCCCGAGGCGAGCCGAGCGCGCACCACCAUCUCUUCGUCUCCGUCCUCCGCGACCAUGUUCUCAUACGCGGCGCAGCACGGACAUACGCUGCCGCCGUUCUCCAUCACCAACCCGGGUCACUUCGUGGCGCAUCACGCCGUCAUUCCGAACGGGCCGUACGACGGAGUGCUGUCCGGUGCGCCAAGACAGAACUACACGAGCGCAGCGUAUCCGUACGCGCAGGCUUACAGUCAGGCGUACCAGAGCGGCGCCCUGUACCCGCUCUCCCCGGCGCACCCGGGACUCAUGGCCGCCAAAGCGCAAGUGUACCUGUGCAACCGUGCGCUCUGGCUCAAAUUCCACCGACAUCAGACCGAAAUGAUCAUCACCAAACAAGGGCGUCGCAUGUUUCCCUUCCUAAGCUUCAACAUCUCUGGACUUGACCCGACAGCUCAUUACAACAUUUUUGUCGACAUUAUUCUGGCUGACCCGAACCACUGGCGUUUCCAGGGAGGAAAGUGGGUUCCGUGCGGAAAAGCGGACACGAACGUAACAGGAAACAGAGUGUACAUGCAUCCAGACUCUCCAAACACAGGCGCGCACUGGAUGCGUCAGGAGAUUUCAUUUGGGAAACUCAAGUUAACCAACAACAAAGGAGCUUCAAACAACACUGGACAGAUGGUCGUCCUCCAGUCUCUGCAUAAGUACCAGCCCCGAGUGCACUUGGUCGAGGUGAAUGAAGACGGGACAGAGGACUCGAGCCGGCCGGACCGCGUUCACACCUUCACGUUCUCGGAGACGCAGUUCAUAGCAGUCACUGCGUACCAGAACACUGAUAUCACCCAGCUGAAAAUUGACCAUAAUCCGUUCGCUAAAGGAUUCCGGGAUAAUUAUGACACGAUUUACACGGCGUGUGACAGUGAGCGCCUGAGUCCGUCCUCUGCUGCGGAGUCCCAGCGCGCACAGCUGAUGUCGGCCCGGUACGCCGCGGCUCCCUCCCUCCUUCACGACCAGUUCGUCGGCCAUUACUCGGGUCCAGGAGGGAGCGCGGAGCGCGCGCUGCCGUUCCCCAACAGCCUGGCAAGCUCGGAGCAGGCCGAGGACAGAUGGUUUAAUAACAGAUUAGAUUUUCCCGCCUCGACUUACGACGCAGCUGAUCUGACUGGCAGUUUGCCCGCCUUGCUGCCCUAUCCCGCCACUGCAGGGGUCAAAAGUCAGACGCUUUCCGCUAGCCCGACUUCUGGCCGCGCGCUUGGUGCGUACUGCGCCACGCAGGCCGGCUGGGAGUCGCGCGCCGCCGCGCUGCCGAGUUGGAUCACGGAGAGCAGCUUGGAGCGCGCGUACCUGUCCGGAGAGCACGGGAACGCGGAGAAGGACAGCACUGCGCCCGAGGUGUCCGAGGCGAGCAAAGACAAGGACGGAGUGGAUUCGGGCUGGACAGAAACUCCGUCUUCGGUAAAAUCCGUCGAUUCGGGCGACUCGGGGAUUUUUGAGCAGGCCAAGAGGAAGAGGAUGUCUUCUCCGGUCUCAGAGGAACACUCACCUCUAAAAACAGACCUCCUUAUUAAUAAUAACGCCCACGACGCAGCCCGGAAUAUGAACUACUUCACUUUUUAUUCUCAGAGUUAAACAAAGACCAUGUGGGAUGGAUCUUAUUUAUUU
Molecule: messenger RNA, 1902 nt
Organism: Clarias gariepinus (North African catfish)
Lineage: Eukaryota; Metazoa; Chordata; Actinopteri; Siluriformes; Clariidae
Gene: tbr1a
Product: T-box brain transcription factor 1a
Exons: 6
Coding region: 1-1869 (622 amino acids)
Biological process (GO): cell fate specification; positive regulation of DNA-templated transcription; regulation of neuron projection development
Cellular component (GO): nucleus
Molecular function (GO): RNA polymerase II cis-regulatory region sequence-specific DNA binding; DNA-binding transcription factor activity, RNA polymerase II-specific
Source: RefSeq, a predicted model, not a curated record